UUUCGUAUGGUAAUGAUCUCCACGUCCCUCUGAGCAUGCUCAGUUCUUCUUUUGAAAUGGGACUGGGGUAUUUUUAAUGAAAUCUUUCUUUUCCUCGGGCUUGAACUUUUCGACUGUGUCCUGUUGGAAGCUCUCCUGGUUCUCUUGUGUCCAUGGUUCCUUUCUCUUCCACAACAGUGCAUCCUUCUUGUCUCCUACAAAUACAACUUAAGACAUCCUUGGGCUAUUAAUUUCAUUUUGGCAAUCGUUGACUAUUUUACAUUUUUUUCUACAAGCAAAAGAUAUGUAGCCUUUCUUUCAACUAACUGCACCUAGUAAUCAUUAACUACCUAUGUUGCUCCUACCUCAAAUUUUCGUGUUUCUUUUACCUUGAAUUUUUUAAGUUGCUCCUAUUCUAGUUAAAAUCUUAAUUUCCUGAUUUUCUUAUCUGAAUUCAAACAAUUUAUUAUGGCUGGCCAGCAACUGAGGUGACUGUCAUUUGCAUAAUCCUUAAUUAUCAGUGUGUAACUCCACAAAGGCUUUGGGGAGAAGAGAACAAAGGACCAAAAUAAUGAGGAAAUUCUCCUGGCUGCUGUGAGAGCACCUCAGCAAGCCGAUAGUCAAGGGCAGGCUGAAUCUGGCCAACUCCCAGGAGAAAGGAGCGUGACAUGGCUUUGUCAUUAAUCUUCACACCCAAACUUUAAUUAACGCACCUGCUCAGAAAUUAAUAGGCACAAAACCUGAUUUACUAAGCAAAGGAGAUGAAAAGAUAAAGGCGGUUUCCACCUCUAUUAUUUGCAGUUCGGUGCUGUUUGUGGCUCACUGAGAAAGGCAUGCUCAGAGUCCCCACGAUGGCGAGCAGCACAGAGGGAUGGCAGGCUCCAUGGCAUAGCCAUUAAGGCAUAAAAAUUACUAGAUGCAUCCGCAAUGAGAAACUUUUGGACUUUUAACUAAGUAGGAUUAGAGUUUUUCCCCCGUGCAGCAAAUUCAGCAGUCCUCACAGCUCAGACGGGUUCUCCUCUCCGUGCUGCAAUUUGGGGACAUUGCCUUUGGGAGGAGAGCCUUCCCCAGGGAACCCGGCACAGUCCCUGGGAUUUCAGCCAGGCUGCGGUCCCGGUGCUGAUCCCGGUUCGUUUCAGCGCCCUGGCGCGGAGCAAACCCCACGGUCCCCGGGAGCCGGCAGGGGAGCCGGCCCCAGGCAAGCACCGAGGGUGUGGGAGUGCCGAGGGAUGCGCCGCGCCCAAACAGCUGGGAGCUGCAAAAACCCGCUCGGGAACCCCAGAUCUGGAGGCACAACCUCAGCCGUGCAAAGAGCAGAAGCCAAGAGCCUGUUCUUUGCCCCACCCAAGCUCAGGGCCUGAGAACAACCUCCUCCCUUUUCCCAAAAGCCGACGGCGGAGGGCAUGUUUCAAACUGAGUGAGGAAGCUUUCGCAAACUGUUAAGGCUAUUUUCAAAAGCUUCCUCUUCGCCCAUCAGACCAGUCUCGGCUGCAUCCUGACUCCUGCACAGCCCUGUGUGCUUCUGGAAAUCCCCCACAAACAGAGCCUGAGCGAAAAAACACAGCUGAGAAGGCUUCAGAACUGGUUUCAACAACUUUUUCAAGUUUGGGAGAUCAUCAAGUUUGCCAGUGGUGCUGACAAUAAUUGCCUCUGUGGGAGGUGACUAAAAGCAAACAGAAAGAGGACAAACAUGCAAUUGAGAGGGACAGAAAGAGAUGUCCCACCUGUCAUGUUUGCUGUAGUGAAGCUUUUGGAGGGCUUAGUGGGAAACUAAAAUGGCUGAGGUUUCACAUAUUGCUUAGGCAAAGUCCCUUUUCAAGUAUCUCUGGUAUCAGCAACCAGCUCCUGUCCCUCAGGCUGGGACACCAGGUGGAAGGGACAUCAGCGAAGGUGUCCUGCUCCUGGAACAGCUCCUUGCACAUCAGCCAGCACCAGGCCAUUUCAUCCCCCAUUGGAGUGUUCCCCAGUGCUGGGGGCUGAGCCAGCACUGCCCCCACUGCACCUCUCAGCCCCCGGACGAGAUGGCUGCCCUCAUCGCUGAGAACUUCCGCUUCCUCUCCUUGUUCUUCAAGAGCAAAGAUGUGAUGAUUUUCAAUGGUUUGGUGGCCCUGGGCACAGUGGGGAGCGAGGAGCUCUUCUCAGUUGUCGCCUUCAACUGUCCCUGCUCCCCUGCCCGCAACUACAUCUAUGGGCUGGCUGCUAUCGGUGUCCCGGCCCUGGCCCUCUUCCUCAUUGGCGUCAUCUGGAACAACCACACCUGGAACCUGGUGGCCGAGUGCCACAAGCGUGGCACCAAGAACUUCUCUGCUGCUGCCACCUUCCUCCUCUUCGGCUCCAUCAUGGGACGGGCAUCUGUGGCACCCAUCACGUGGUCAGUCAUCUCGCUGCUGCGUGGGGAAGCUUACAUCUGUGCCCUCAGCGAGUUUGUCAAACCAUCCUCCCUGGACAAGUUUCCAGCUGAAUAUGGAGCCGAGGUGCUGGCCAAGUUCCCCUGUAGAGACGUCCCAGCAAACCUCACCAAGUUCAGGGACGAGGUGACACGGAGGCUGAGAUACGAGUCCCAGCUCUUCGGCUGGCUGCUCAUUGGCAUCGUUGCGGUCCUGGUUUUUCUCACCAAGUGCCUGAAGCACUGCUGCUCGCCGCUGAGCUACCGGCAGGAGGCCUACUGGGCCCAGUACCGCUCCAACGAGGACAAGCUCUUCCGACGCACGGCCGAGGUCCAUUCCAGGAUCCUGGCAGCCAAGAAUGUGAAACAAUUCUUUGGCUUUGUGGCACUGGACAAGGAGGAGAAGGAGCUGGUGCAGGAGUUCCCGGUGGAGGGCGUCCAGCCAAGCCCCCAGUGGAAUGCCAUCACAGGUGUCUACAUCUACCGAGAGAACAAGGGCUUCCCCCUCUACAGCCGCCUCCACAAAUGGGCCAAAGGGGUGGAAGGGAACGGACCAACCCCAGAAGGCCACGAACUGCUGUUUCUAGCUUCCUAAGACAGAUGUGCACCAGCAGCGCUUCCCCAGACUGCCUGGAAGGCUUUCCAGUAUUGGUGCUCAGCUGAGGGAUGCACUGGGAACAUUCCUCCCAGCAGGACUACUUCUCUCAGCAGGUAAACAAGAAUCAACAGCCUCAAGGCAGAGACUGAUAAGCAAUACCCCAAGGAACCCCUCCCUCAGAGACAAGUCUCACUGCUGUUCCCAGAGACACAGGGGAGCAAAGAGCAGAUGCAGCCCUUACAUCCAGGAUGCCAGUGCAGCCACUGCCUGAUACACCAGCAGAAGCCUUAGGGAGCAAGAGAUGGGCACAUUUCUCACUGUGACUCCUGCAGUCACACUUGCCUCCCCCACAGCAGGGUUAGCCCCUGCCAUCCCACAUCUAUUUGUUUUAUUGACAUUGAUAUCUUCUUAUACACUUGUGUGAUGCCGGUUACACAGGCAGGUCCCAGAGCACUUUACAGACUUUACAGUGCAGUUAAUAGAAGGAAGCAGUGGGUAAAUUCCUGAGGCAAGGAGGUUGCAAUAGCAUCUGAGAAGGAAUGGGUCAAUAAUAGCCACACACCAAAAAACAGAGACUAAAGCAGGGGGUAUCACCACUAUUCCUGGUAUUCAGAAAGGCACUCUGUAAUUACCAAGUUGAAAUUUGGGUAAGACACCAAACUCCCUUGGUUCUUAUUAAAGUGCCUGGCAAUCUCUAAUGAGCCCAAAUGAUCACCACCAUGAGUCUAUAAACCCAGAGGAGGCACCAUCAGCAGAACAGCUUUGGGGCAAGGUAGUGAGGUGGAGACUGAGAGGAAUCAGUACCCACAGCACUGUCUGCAUCUCAUUGCAUUUCUCAUCCAGCUGUCAGAUGAGAGUCCUUUGUUUGGGUUACAAGCUGCUGGAACACCUCAACCAGAAUUAGCUUUACAUAUAUGUAUAUGUAAAGAUACAUACAGUGCAUAUACCAAGUAACCAUAGUUAGUCAGUUGUAUUAACGGAGGACCUUUCUCAGAGAGGAAGGGGAUGAGAAAGCUGCCAGCCCAAAGAGCACAUUCCAUUCACCCAUCUGCAGCACUGGGACUGCAGCCCUAGAGCAACAAGGGGACAGCAGGAACAGGAUGGAGGAGCAGCCCUCUCCCUACCCAUCUACCACUGAAUUUUCUAAAACUCUUUCCACUGCCUUAAUUGGGCCCUGGAGCAGAAUGUCUCUAUUAUUGCCCUGGCCAUCCUCUGGGAAAGCAAAACCAGAAAAGUGUAAAAUUACUACCCUCACCAUGACAGUCUGUGACUAUGGCUUCAAGGCUGCUCCCCUGGCACUGCAGUCCCUUUUCUCCCAGGGGUCAGUCCUGUGUACUCAAUACUGUUUAAAGAGCUGGCACAACAGAGAAGUUUGUUUUUCCUACUUGAACUGUUUCAUGAUAGGUACAACUUCCUUUUACACUGUGCCAUUUACCAAAACACCUUACUAAGUUGUUCAAAAACCAGCUCAAACCCACAGAACUCAGAGGGGCUUACACACAAGGAGAUUCAAAAUAAAUUAUUAAAUGAGAGUUAUUUUUCAUUGCCUUCUGAGUUUUUUUCAGGGGGGUAUAAAAGGCAUAAUUUAACAUUCUCUUUGAACUCAAGGAGUGGGAACUUAUUUUUUUCUUUCUAUUAAAGAUUCAGAUCCUCUCCUAUUCAGAUCAUCCUAGAAUGUUUUAAAGCAUUACCACGUAUUACAAAUUAGUAACAUGGCUUUCUAGUUAUUUUUGCAGUGAGUAGCACAAAUCUUGUAUAUUUUGCUGCAAUACACACUUGCAGCAAAGGAAAGAAAAUUAUUUCAAAAGCUUUUGACAAGUAUGGUGUCUUGCAAGAAUGAGCUGCAGACUAUUCCCUCACAUAAAGAGGCUGGAACACAGCUCAAUGGACGAGAUAUCCCAGGAUCCCCGUUCAGCCUCUCUACAGAUUUGCUUUGUAUUUGUGGGAAGGCUUGGCUCUCAGCCUCACCAUCAACUAAUCCACAGAAAUAAUCAGAUGGAUGUUAAAUGAAAUUGCAUUAACUUGAGAUGAAAGGGAGUUCAUUUGCAUUUCUUCUCACUGGUCCUCGAGUGCAAACAUGCAGAUGCACACGCCACCCCCACACAGCCAACGCAAGGUAACUUGCUGAAACAAAGCAGAGCUCUUCUUACUUCCUUUAUUUCCCUUGCCUUCCUCCUUGAUAGUCCUAAUUAUUCCUUUGAACCACCUCUACUCUGGUUCCUUCUCUUCCCUUUCCCUCCUUUGAAGGAAAGGGGCACAACACACAAUGCUUGAGAAUGGAUUUUUAUCUAAGAAUAAACCAUGAACAGAAACCACCUUUCGUUCUCUUUACAUCCCUUCUCUCGUGCAUUAAAGACACUCUCUUUCCAUGUGCUGGGAUGGACUAGGGGCUUGUCUGUUUUCCCUCCCUCUUUUUGGAGAGGCAUGUUUGAGUGGACAGCUGUCAGUGAGGAGUGGAGCAAGACACUACACUCAGAAAAUUGUUUGCAAUUGCAGAGAUUUGGUUUUCCUCCUCUCCUCUGCCACCCUGAGUGUGGUCCCCACUGAGACAGCCCUAGGCUUCUGCCUCUCCUGGCACAUCAGCACCCUCGGGAAUAUCCCUGCUGUUCAUGUCACCCAAUGUCCCCCAGUGACAAUGCUGAGGUGAGGAACAUUAACCCACAUGGUUUUACAUACAAGCACAAGCAGCCAGGUUAGAUUUCUCACUGAAAAAGUGAAAUUGAGCCACCUAUUUUCCUGGCAUGCUGGAUCACACAAGCUGCAAGCUCACACCCCUUGCUUUUCCUCCAAAGACCAACAGCAAUCCCAUCACAGAGCAGCCCACAGGUCACAGCUCCCAGCAAGAUAGGGUCAAACCAGGCUCCUCCAGUACAGAGAAUUACAGGUCUUUCACUUUUCCUGCCUACUAUAGAGACUAUAAUCGCCCCAGUAGUGAAGAAGAAACAAUACCUCUGAGGGAUCUUGGUUUCUAUUGCAACGCUUAUUUACAUGUUCUAUUAUGCAACUAACUAAACCAAAAGAAAGAGCCACCAUCAUCGAAGCUGUGCUCUUUAAAAAAACCAGCAGUUGCUACUGAAUGUUGCAAUCAGCCUCCUCUACUACAAGACCCUUAAGCAAAAUCUGAGUACAGCAACCUGCUCUCUCUGGGGGCAAGAAGUGAAAUGACUUGUUUCUGGAUCCCAAAGGACUUGGGAGUGAAAUAAAUGCUGAAUCAUCCAGCCUUGCCAACACUGGGCAUUCACAGAGGCAGAAGAGUUGCAUCCUGCAGAGCUCUGGUUUUGAGUUUAGAGUAACCUACUAAGACUCUUCAAGUUUGGUAUUUCAAAGCUGGGCAUCUACUCACUAGGAUCCUUACUGGAUAAUCACAUCUGUCUGCAUACCCUGAUUUUCCCCUUGCCUCAAGUUCUUCCCCUGUAAAACACGUGGCUGAUCAUAUGCACAUCUCAGUGGAAAGUCAGAGAAAUACAGAAUUGUAAGGAUAUGGACCAUAAGACACUGACAGCAGUGACAACUUUUUUUAACUACCCAAAAUACCUGGCUUUUUCCAAGCAGAAAGUUACAUUGGGAUAACUUUUUUUCAGCCCAGAAAAAAAGGCAUUUUUCUUUGACUUCAGUGAUUUCUCUUAAGAGACAAUGACUACUGAAAAUCACAUCAAUCCGUAGUAACUUGUUACCACACAUGGCUGCCCAGAGAGGUUGUGAAGUCUCCAUUCUUGGGGAAAUCAAAACCAAACUGGGAGUGCACCUGAGCAACCUAGUCUUGCUAACCUCUGCUUUGAGCAGGAGUUUGAAGGUUAUCAACAAGAGGUUCCCUCCAGUUUCAACUAUGCCACAAUCCAGUGUUACUCUGCCAAUUUCUAAAGCAAAAAGGCACCUGAGAUAAAUCUUUUGAAGUGUUAAUUCAUCCAAAAGA
This is a messenger RNA of Poecile atricapillus (Black-capped chickadee), 6876 nucleotides long. RefSeq names its product calcium homeostasis modulator family member 2 (gene CALHM2). The transcript has 4 exons. Lineage: Eukaryota; Metazoa; Chordata; Aves; Passeriformes; Paridae. The record is from RefSeq and is a predicted model, not a curated record. Gene Ontology annotation, molecular function: monoatomic cation channel activity. Bases 2001 to 2960 code for a protein of 319 amino acids.